CUGGGCUUGCGCCGAGUCGACGCGAGCGCGGCGCGCCGCGGUUUGAAAGGCCCGAGCCACGCGCGCUUGCGCACUUAAGCCUGCGCGGAGAGCACCCCUUCCCCGCCCCCCAAGCCGGACCCUUCCUCAGCCUCGGGUCUAGGUGAAGCCCACGGCUUCGGCAUGCCGGAGAUUCGCCUCCGCCACGUCGUGUCCUGUAGCAGCCAGGACUCGACCCACUGUGCAGAAAACCUUCUCAAGGCAGAUACUUACCGGAAAUGGCGGGCAGCCAAGGCCGGCGAGAAGUGCAUCUCUGUGGUCUUACAGCUGGAGAAGGAGGAGCAGAUCCACAGCAUGGACAUUGGGAACAAUGGCUCAGCCUUUGUAGAGGUGCUGGUGGGCAGCUCGGCUGGAGGGGCCAGUGAGCAAGACUAUGAGGUGCUUCUGGUCAUGUCAUCUUUCAUGUCCCCAUCCGAGAGCCGCAGUGGCUCAAACCCCAGCCGUGUUCGCAUGUUUGGGCCUGACAAGCUGGUCCGAACAGCAGCUGAGAAGCGCUGGGACCGCAUCAAAAUUGUUUGCAGCCAGCCCUACAGCAAGGACUCCCCCUAUGGCCUGAGUUUUAUAAGGCUUCGCAGCCCUCCAGACAAAGAGGAGGCCGAGGUCCCAUCCCAGAAGGUGACCAUGACUAAGCUUGGCCAGUUCCGGGUGAAGGAAGAGGACGAGAGCGCCAGCUCCCUGAGACCAGGGGCGCUCUUCUUCGGCAGGAUAAACAAGACAUCCCCAGCCACAGCCAGUGACCCAGCAGGGCCCAGCUACGCAGCGGCUACCCUCCAGGCCUCCGCGUCUCCACUCUCCAAGGCAGUGGGCAGCACCACUAAGCCUCAGGAGUCUACCAAAGGGAAGAGGAAGUUGGAUUUGAAUGUAGAAGAAAGGAAGACCCCCAGCAAACCGUCAGCCCAGCUUUCUCCCCCUCCCCUCAAGAGACCCAAAUUGCCAGCUCCCACCCGCUCCCCAGCUGCGGCCCCGGCCCCUGCUACAGCACAGAGGGCCGUGCCAGGGAAACCGCGAGGAGAGGGCACCGAGCCCAGGGGAGCCCGCGCCGGCCCGCAGGAGCUGGGGAGGAUCCUUGAAGGUGUGGUGGUGGUGCUGAGCGGCUUCCAGAACCCCUUCCGCUCGGACCUCCGGGACAAGGCCCUGGAGCUGGGUGCCAAGUAUCGGCCAGACUGGACCCCGGACAGCACCCACCUCAUCUGCGCCUUUGCGAACACCCCCAAGUACAGCCAGGUCCUGGGCCUUGGAGGCCGCAUCGUGCGCAAAGAGUGGGUGCUGGACUGUCACCGCAUGCGGCGGCGGCUGCCGUCCCGGAGGUACCUCAUGGCAGGGCCCAACUCCAGCAGCGAGGAUGAGGCAGGCUCUCCCAGCGGCAGCGGUGGGGAGGAAGCCCCUAGGCUUCCGAGAAAGACCCUCCCUUCUCAGCGCCCCCAGACCAAAGCCAAGCCUCCCCUGGCAGCUGGAUCCAGCUCGCCCCAGAAGCCCCCAAGCCCAAAAGAGACCAAAGCUGCCUCAGGAGGACCCCAGGAAAAUUCUGACACAGAGGAGGAGCAGUCAGCAGGAUGGGACAAUGGGGCGGAAGAGUCUGGAGACACUGAAGACGAGCUGAGGAGGGUGGCCGAGCAUAAGGAGCACAGGCCACCUGCCGGCCAGGAGGAGAACGGCGAGGACCCAUAUGCCGGCUCCACAGAUGAGAACACUGACAGCGAGGGUCAACCAGAGCCUCCCGACCAGCCAAUUCCUGAGCUCCCGGACUUCUUCCAGGGAAAACACUUCUUCCUGUACGGAGAGUUCCCUGGGGACGAGCGGCGGAAGCUCAUUCGAUAUGUCACAGCCUUCAACGGGGAGCUCGAGGACUACAUGAGUGACCGUGUCCAGUUUGUGAUCACGGCACAGGAAUGGGACCCUAGCUUCGAGGAGGCCCUGAUGGACAACCCUUCCCUGGCGUUCGUCCGUCCCCGAUGGAUCUACAGUUGCAACGAGAAGCAGAAGCUACUUCCCCACCAGCUCUACGGGGUGGUGCCUCAGGCCUGAACUGUGCGCUUGUGUACAUGGGUGUGCACACACACAAACACAAGUUUAAUAAAGGUGACUCGGUUUGGAGCUGCUGCCCCGUCUCACUCGAGUCUGCCAACGCUCC
Molecule: messenger RNA, 2170 nt
Organism: Fukomys damarensis (Damara mole-rat)
Lineage: Eukaryota; Metazoa; Chordata; Mammalia; Rodentia; Bathyergidae
Gene: Xrcc1
Product: X-ray repair cross complementing 1
Exons: 17
Coding region: 163-2064 (633 amino acids)
Biological process (GO): single strand break repair; base-excision repair; double-strand break repair via nonhomologous end joining
Cellular component (GO): nucleus
Molecular function (GO): damaged DNA binding
Source: RefSeq, a predicted model, not a curated record